AUGAAAGCUAGUAUGAUGCCUUUGAAACCUGUCGUUGGUCGUUUCUUUUCUACUUCGUCGUCUGUGAUGAAAACAUUAAAGAUAGGUUUAAUUCCCGGUGACGGAAUUGGUAGAGAGGUGAUUCCCGCUGGACGGAAAGUUUUGGAAAGUUUAUCAUCAAAACACGAUUUGCAAUUUGAAUUUGUAGAUUUAGAAGCUGGGUUCGAGUUGUUCAAAAAGACAGGUACCGCGUUGCCUGAUAGGACAGUAGAUGUUUUGCAAAACGAGUGUGAUGGUGCAUUGUUUGGUGCUGUUUCCUCGCCGACAACAAAAGUAGAAGGAUAUUCUUCCCCAAUUGUCGCUUUGAGAAAAAAAUUGGGUCUUUUCGCUAAUGUGCGUCCUGUUAAAUCAGUCAAGGGUAUAGGAAGACCGGUUGAUAUGGUAAUUGUCCGUGAAAACACCGAGGAUUUAUAUGUGAAGGAAGAGAGAACAUUCAAAAGGGAAGAUGGAACAAAAGUUGCAGAGGCUAUCAAAAGAAUUAGUGAGACUGCUUCUAAGAGAAUUGCGAAAAUGGCCUAUGAUAUUGCCUUGCAAAGGCAAGCCAUUCGUGAUGCCACAUCAGCAGGGUCGGAACAAAUACACGAGAAACCCUCUGUCACUGUAACUCACAAGUCUAAUGUUUUAUCACAAUCGGAUGGCUUAUUCAGAGAGUCAUGCAAAGCAGUUUUCGAUGCAAAUCAAGAUAAAUAUAGUGGAAUUGAAUACAAAGAACAAAUUGUCGAUUCAAUGGUUUAUCGUAUGUUUAGAGAGCCAGAGAUUUUUGAUGUAGUAGUUGCACCAAAUCUUUAUGGUGAUAUUUUAAGUGAUGGUGCAGCAGCUUUGGUUGGAUCUUUAGGGGUUGUUCCAUCGGCAAAUGUUGGUGAAUCCUUUGCAAUUGGCGAGCCAUGUCAUGGAUCAGCACCAGAUAUAGAAGGAAAAGGUAUUUCCAACCCAAUUGCCACAAUAAGAUCCACUGCUUUGAUGUUGGAGUUCAUGGGUUACCCAGAACCUGCAGCAGAAAUUUACAAAGCAGUGGAUGCAAACUUAUCAGAAGAUAAAAUCAAAACUCCAGACUUGGGAGGAAACUCAUCCACUCGAGAAGUUUUGGAUGAUAUCAUCAAGAGACUUUGA
Messenger RNA from Lodderomyces oxycetoniae, 1149 nucleotides. It is a transcript of the gene LYS12, whose product is annotated as homoisocitrate dehydrogenase. Lineage: Eukaryota; Fungi; Ascomycota; Pichiomycetes; Serinales; Debaryomycetaceae. The record is from RefSeq and is a predicted model, not a curated record. The transcript has a single exon. The coding region runs from base 1 to 1149 and encodes 382 amino acids. Gene Ontology annotation, biological process: L-lysine biosynthetic process; isocitrate metabolic process; tricarboxylic acid cycle. Gene Ontology annotation, cellular component: mitochondrion. Gene Ontology annotation, molecular function: NAD binding; magnesium ion binding; isocitrate dehydrogenase (NAD+) activity.